GCGGUGCAGCGAGUCCUCACGCUCGCGCGCUGGCUGCGACUAGAUGGCUGUAGCAGCUGAGGCAAAGCGAGUGGUUCCGGCGGCAGAUUUCUGACUGUCAGACCUGUCCACAAGAAGUGAACUGGCAAGGCUACUUUUCUGUCCUAAAACUGGGGAGCAGAUUGGUAUCAUGAAAGUCUUCUGCGGGCGGGCCAACCCGACCACGGGGUCCGUGGAGUGGCUGGAGGAGGAUGAACACUAUGAUUACCACCAGGAGAUUGCCAGGUCAUCCUAUGCAGAUAUGCUGCAUGACAAAGACAGAAAUGUGAAAUAUUACCAUGGUAUCCGGGCUGCUGUGAGCAGGGUAAAGGACAGAGGACAGAAGGCCUUGGUUCUUGACAUUGGCACUGGCACGGGACUCUUGUCGAUGAUGGCAGUCACAGCAGGUGCUGACUUCUGCUAUGCCAUCGAGGUUUUCAAGCCUAUGGCUGAUGCUGCUGUGAAGAUUGUAGAGAAAAAUGGCUUCAGUGAUAAGAUUAAGGUUAUCAACAAGCAUUCCACCGAGGUGACCGUGGGGCCAGAUGGUGACAUGCCGUGCCGUGCCAACAUCCUGGUCACAGAGCUCUUUGACACGGAACUGAUUGGGGAGGGGGCGCUGCCCUCCUAUGAACACGCACACAGACAUCUCGUGCAGGAAAAUUGCGAGGCAGUGCCUCACAGAGCAACCGUCUAUGCACAGCUGGUAGAGUCCAGAAGGAUGUGGUCGUGGAACAAGCUCUUUCCCGUCCAUGUUCAGACCAGUCUUGGAGAGCAGGUCAUCGUCCCUCCCUUAGAAAUGGAAAGGUGCCCUGGUGCACCCUCCGUCUAUGACAUUCAACUGAACCAGGUGUCACCAGCUGACUUCACAGUCCUCAGCGAUGUGCUACCUAUGUUCAGUGUGGACUUCAGCAAGCAAGUCAGUAGCUCAGCAGCCUGCCAUAGCAGGCAGUUUGAACCUCUGGCAUCUGGCCGAGCUCAGGUGGUUCUCUCCUGGUGGGACAUUGAAAUGGACCCUGAGGGGAAGAUCAAGUGCACCAUGGCCCCUUUCUGGGCACACUCAGACCCAGAUGGGCUCCAGUGGCGGGACCACUGGAUGCAGUGUGUGUACUUCCUGCCACAAGAGGAGCCUGUUUGGCAGGGCUCAGCCCUCUGCUUGGUAGCCCACCAUGACGACUACUGUGUAUGGUACAGCCUGCAGAGGACCAGCCCUGAAAAGAACGCGAGAGUCCACCAGAUGCGCCCCGUGUGCGACUGCCAGGCUCACCUGCUCUGGACGCGGCCUCGGUUUGGAGAGAUCAAUGAUCAGAACCGAACUGAUCAAUACGCCCAGGCCCUGAGGACUGUGCUGAAGCCAGGCAGCGUGUGCCUGUGUGUCAGUGAUGGCAGUCUGCUCCCCGUGCUGGCCCAUCACCUCGGGGCAGAGCAGGUAUUUACAAUUGAGAGUUCAGCAGCUUCUCAGAAACUGAUGAAAAAAAUCUUCAAGGCUAACCAGUUGGAAGAUAAAGUUAAUAUCAUAGAGAAACGGCCCGAGUUAUUAACAAAUGCAGACCUGGAGGGCAAAAAGGUCUCUCUCCUCCUGGGGGAGCCGUUCUUCACCACCAGCCUGCUACCGUGGCACAACCUAUACUUCUGGUAUGUCCGGACGGCCGUGGACCAGCACCUAGACCCGGGUGCUGUGGUGAUGCCCCAAGCCGCUUCGCUGCACACCAUGGUCGUGGAGUUCAGGGACCUGUGGCGGAUCCGGAGCCCCUGUGGUGACUGUGAAGGCUUCGAUGUGCACAUCAUGGAUGACAUGAUUCAGCGUGCCCUGGACUUCAGGGAGAGCAAGGAGGCCGAGCCUCACCCACUGUGGGAGUACCCUUGCCGCAGCCUCUCUGAGCCCCAGCACAUGCUGACCUUUGAUUUCCGGCAGCCGGUCCCCCAGCAGCCCAUGCGUGCCGAGGGUGCCAUGGAACUGAGGAGGCCUGGGAGGAGCCACGGGGCCGUCCUGUGGAUGGAGUACCAGCUGGCCCCCGGCAGCACGCUCAGCACUGGCCUCCUGGAGCCCGUGGGAGACAAGGGGCACUGCCGCUGGAACCCGCACUGCAAGCAGGCCGUGUACUUCUUCAGCACCUCACCGGAUCCCACGGUGCCACCGGGCGGCCCCCGGACAGUCAGCUAUGCCGUGGAGUUUCACCCCCACACAGGAGACAUCACCAUGGAGUUCAGGCUCGCAGACAGCUCGGACUGACCCUCACUUGAGAAAUAAAGUGGCCCGAGGCUGCGGGCUCUGAAUGACCCUGGGAAGAGCCCUGGGCUGGCGGUAGAGACACAGCCCCCAGGUCCCUGCGGUGAGCUGUUCCAGGCUGGAGCGGGAGAGCUGGCGGCCGUGCCCAGGAAGUGCUUCUUUGGCUGGUUCUGAUUGUGUUUGGAGUUUGGCCUUGGCACUGGACACUCCAUGGAGGGGACGUGGCCCAGGGAUGGGCUGCGACUCAGAGGGCUGGCAGAGGCCGCGCAGCUCCGGACGCCGGCGACGUGGCUGGUCUACGCCUCUUCCUCCCCCGCAGACACCAUCAGCCGCAUGGCCACUGGGAGGUGGUCGGUCAGGCCGGACAGCUGGGUGAUGAAACUGAAUUCUUCCACCUCCUGGGUUGAGUGGGGGAGGGGAGAAGCAUCCUGAUUAGGCCCAGAGGGUGUCCUAAAAGGGGGGUCCUAGAGGGCAGGGGUGGCAGCCAGGGGGUCCCAGGUGUGAGGCCUCUGGCCUGGGGUUGGCACGAGUCUUCCUGCAGGUGGAGGUGGGGGACCCAGAGGAUCCUGGGGCCCUACAGGUCUGAGGGACGACAGGUCUCGUUUUCAAAGAGAGUGGCCUGGGGGGUUGGGUCUCAAGGGAGACUCAGUGACGGUGCUGUGGCAAGCUGCAGGCUCAGGGUCCCGCCACCCCCGGGCACAGCCCUGGCUGCCUGGGCCCCAUCACAGACUCACCGCCUUCCAGUCUGGGCACAGCCCCUCCUCGGCGUGCAGCAUGUAGUCGAUGCGCCUGCCGUUGCCCUUCAGCAGGUCCUUCCGCCCCUUCUGGCCCGGGCUUUUGCUGGUGGGAAACGCCAGGUACUCCCUGCGGCCCUCCUCGCUCUCCAAGACCCUGUGCACACAGACGCGCAGCCAGGUGAGCCCCCAAUACCAGCCCCGGGGCCUGGCAGGUUCUGCGUGUGGUGCCCUGUCUCUUCCCCAAGUGGGAGAGGGUGGGUCAGGCCAGACCUCUGGGUUUAAGAUCUGUCUUCCCCGUGGGUCCAAAACGGCCCAGCUGGAGAGAAGCUGAGUCAGAGCCUGCAAGUUUCUGGCUGACUCAGGCACUCCGGGGCCUAUCACAGGUUGUCUUGUGUCCACCUUGGGCUGGCCAGCACUCAGUGUCCCUUUCUGAACUCUCCUGGCUGUGGCUGGAUCAGACACGACGGCCCCUGCCUGCACCCCAGAACCGGCUUCUGUUCUGAGCCAACAGGGCCUGUUUUGGGGAACUUGGUCUUUGCUGUGAGGCUCGGGGACCCUUCACUCCUGGAAGACCUUGAACCUCCCGUGACUGUUGUUUCCUGCUGGCGGGGGCCUGAGGGUGCCGGGAGAGUGCCCAUGCCCCAUCCGAGGACUCGACUGUCGUGUGGCUUUGUCCCUCAGUGGCUGUGCGACCCUGCACCAAGCCUCCAUUCCCUCCUCAGAAACUAGAAUGGUUGUUGUGGGCCUCAAGACACGUCAGGGCACAGGCUGUCCCACUCUCAGAGCGAGCAGUCCCACGUGCGUGCUGAGAGCCGUGCAAGGCUCUGCAGGGAGGUGGGGCACUCGCUGGGGCAUGCGACACCCUGAAUCCGGGUCUUCUGACGCCCUUUCUGGUAUUGUUGCCCUGGGACACAGUGUGCCCAUCUCCCUCCCGCUGGCCUGUCCCCUGGGGUCUGAGCACCACUGGGCAGACAGCUUAGGACCCUUGUGGGAGUCCCCAUCACAGAGUGCAGGCUCGGGCCGGCAUCUGGGGCAGGAGGUGCAGCCGCCAGAAGGGUUAAUGCCUGGACAGACCGAAAGGGACGCCCAGAGGGCACGGCUGGUAAACACGUUUCUACAUGGUUUUUAUCAGCCUUAAGAUAAAUACACUAAUGACAUUCAGACAUUGUUACAGCCCAGAAAUAUAAUCCAUUACUGUCCUUUGCCUUUGAUAAUUAAUUCCAGCAUCAAUGAUCUGAGAGUUACUGAUAGUCAUUUUUUAAUCAUCUCAUAAAAAGAUAAUUUUCUCGGCAUAGGAUGAUGUUUCAAAUUUAGUCUAUAAUCUAAUUAAUUGGCUCAAAUUAGCUGCAAAGAACCAUCACCGUGACUCUGUGCAAUCUUGGGCUGUGAAUUAUAAAUUGGUUCUGCUGUUGGCCUCAAAUAUGUCCUUUAUGGAAGUCUCAUUGGGCUCAAAAUGAAGUGUGGCUGGGAUGGAACUGUCUCUACUUUGAGAAUGAUUGGCUCGUGUUAUCUCUGCUGGUAUUUUAUUUGCCUAAUUGGUACAAGCUGCUGGGUUCCCUUCAGCAGAUGCCAUAACCCACGGCUUAUCUACAGGGGUCGACCCUUGGGCUGGCCCUGGGAAAUUCUGGUCACUUCCUUGUACCUAGCUGGCUGGACCUAGAGCAGGGUGGGCUCCUGCAAAGUGACCUAGACUGGCUGCUGGCUUAGGACAUGCCCCCUGGGGGCCCCUGGCUGCUUGGAGAAGUCUCAGCAAGGCCAGCACCCCCGUUAUGGGGCAGGUGUGGGGGCGUGAGGUCCGGCAGCCAGCCCAGCUCCCAGCUUUCCCGACGAGGGAGAGGUUCCCGCCCAACAGAGGCUCUCACUGGCUCCCGCCCCAGCCUCUGUCUCUCCACUGCCUGAGUCUGGGCUUCAGUCCCUUGUCCCUAACCUGGGAGUUGAUCUGGAUGGGAGGUCCCCCACCCGCCUGCAGCAGCAUGGUACUUACUUCUGAAGAUUCUCAGGGGUGCACACAUCCUCGUCAUACAGGCCAUUGGUGUCCAGCAGGGUACCUGGGGAGGAGGGGACGAGAGGGCUCACUGCAGGCAGGGCCCAGGCAACCUGCAGGAGGGUGGCUCCCAUGGGGUGGACAAGGGCUUCCCCGGCGGUGGGGCCUUGGGGCAGGUCCUGGUGGCCUUCGAGGGAAGCUGGUGCAGAGCGCAGCCUCCACUCGACCCUCCCCAGCCCCAGCUUACCGAUGGCCCACGGCUUCUCCUCCCCCGGCCCCAGGCGGCAGGGGUCCUUGUAGCGUGUAAACAGGGAGUGCUGCUGCUCCAGCUUGUCGUCUGUGUGGGGAGAAGAAAAUGCUGUGGGGUUCGGGGGGGCUGUGCCGUGCUGAAGGGCCUGCCGCCCCUGGUUCCAGUCAGUCGCUCCUACAGAGCCCCCCAGGGCCCUGUCCCUGAGGUAACUGCCUAUAGCUGGGGCCUGUGGCUCAUCUGUCGCUGUUUUUCCACGUCCUUGAGAAAUGCCCCCCCAACACUCUGGUCUUCACCUCUCCCUCUGGGGCUCCAGGGACAGUGACCUUGAGGCUUUCUCACAUCCUGUGGAGCCCCUUGUGGGGGGCUCCUGCCCCCUUCACUGACCUGGGUGCCCAGGCCCGAGGGGAGUGGACCCCACAAGGCUCAGAGAGGGAGGUCACCUUUCCGGGAUUCCCGUUCGUCCUGUCAACUUACCGAGGAGGGUGGGAAGCAGAGGGCACUGGGUGGGGCCUGACUGGGUGGGACCCCCCUCCCCACAGCUUCCCCCUGUGUGCACUGGGUCCCCACUCUGCUGCAGGAGAAUCCCGGGACAUGGUGCCAGGGCAGGAGCCAGCAUGUGGGGGCUGAUGGCCUUGCGGCCCCGCACGGCUGCAGUGGAAGGUCUUCUGCACUCCAUGGGGGGGACUCCGUGUUCCAGGGUGGGAGCACCAUUCUCCCCGCUCACCCUGGAGUUGCCACCCUGGAGUUCUCAAGAGAUGCCUCCCUGCUCGUGAACAGAACUGCUGCUACCUACUGCCCCCAGGUGAGGGCACCACCCUGUGCUCCAGCUGUGCCUGGAGCCCACGCCCUCCUGAGUAGCAGACCGGAGUGGGGAGGAGCAUGACCUCACCAGAGGAGCAGUUGUCAAAGUUGAAAUCUCCGCAGAUGACGUCAAACGCCACCAGCUCCUCGGGGUUGGCUGCGCUGGACGAGGAGGGCAGAAGCACAGGGACCGGCUGAUGACGCUCACGGCCAGACCCCAGCCAGGCCCCAGCCCCGGAAAACAGCAGGCCGGCCACCCUACCUGGCAGGGCAUGCAGCCUAGACCUGGUCACGCCGUGGUGCGCCUUCCCUCGGACACCUCAGUGGGACGACCUCCCUCCAGACCCCGCCCCCCGCUGCGCCGGCCCCUCUGGCUGUGUGUGUCCUGGACCCUCUCCAGCCGGUCCUGUCCCUGUGGCCUCCUGUAGUCCCUCCUUCUCAGCAGGAGAAAUAGUCUCAUGCUCGGCCAACAGAGACGUGCUGGGGUCAGCGCUGCUCUCCAGGAGCUGUGUCUGAUGGGACAGGCGGGCCACAAGACACCCGGGCACUGGGCCGAGGAGCCCGUGAAGGGAAGACCAGCUCCUGCUGGGUGGCACUGAGCAGAGUUCCACGGGGUGGCUCGCCUGAGCCCAGAAAGGCACUGCCACUGCUGAGACGAAAAUAUAUCCAUGGAACAGAACACCAACGAACCAUAUGCCAAAAUAGGAAGGCUGGAUCUAUCUGUCAGAGGAGUUAAUUCAAUGUCAGCGUCUCUUGCUGUGAAUGAAGAGCCAGGGCCCCAGCUCUGGGCCAGGCAGAGCCACAUGAGAGCCAUCGAGCAACCCGGAGCGCGGGCCGGGGCCCUCAGGAGCCUGCCCUGGCGCCAGCAGGCUCGGAGGAGACACCAGCCCUCGCUCCUGGCGGGCGCUGGGCGCACACGCCAGCAUUUCCCGGGCAGGCUGAGUGCAGUCACCCCUGGAGGGGAGCUGAGAAGUGAGAGAAACCCCCUGGGCAGGCCCCAGAGCCUCAGCCCUCCCUGCUGAGCCCCCACUUUUUCAUGUCUCAGAGGGAGAGAACCCCCACCCGAAGCAGCUGCUGCCUCUGGGGGCAGAAGGCCCUGUUCUGCAUCCGCUGCCGAAUGAUGCUUCGGAAAACUCUGGAAGCACCAACAGCGGCUUUUGGACGGAGAACAAAAGUCGACACUCAGUGUCUCAGGCUCCAUGGAAGAUAAUGUGUAAUGACCAAAUUACCGCGGUCUAAAAACUACUCCAAUUGCAUCCAAAUUAGCAGAAAUAAUUAUGAUUCACUUUAAUUAGUGACUAUGGAAGUGAAGCCACAGGCUGGUGGGCAGAGAGCCUGGCAUGGCAGCUGUGUGACAGCCAGGAGGGAGGGGCGUCCGGGUCGGUAAAGCUGGUGGCCUCAGCGACACAGGCGUGGGAAUGGGCCUGCAGACCUGGGAGUCCGUCUGCCUGCCUACCGCACUUGCUCCACGCUAGUCUCGCCGCCUCCUGUGAACCCCUUCCUCCUCCUCUUCCUCCCCUUAUCACUGCCACCAUCGCCACGGCCGCCAUUGCCACCUGCCCUAUCAGAGGCCUCACCGCUCUGGUCAACUCCCACCCUGUCCCCAUCAUGUAGAUGGGGAAAUGGUGGCUCAGAGAUCUGAGGACCUGGCCCAGGAUCACCCAGCUCGGUCUGUCUGUGCCCAGAGCUGUGGUUCUUGUCCCUCCAUUUGUGUUUCCGUUGUCCCCGAGCAGGACCCUCCUGCUCGGCUCCCUGCAAGGCCUUGUCGGCCUCCCACUCCAGCCCCCCGAGGGUGAGGACUCCCGGCCUCAGCCCGCCUCCCUGAAAGGCUCUGGGACUGGCUGGCGCGUGGGCCUCAGGCCGGCCGAGGCCUCCUACCUUGAGAAACAGAGCUCCCUUGGAGGCCAGGGCAUCGGAGUUCCGCCCGUUGGGGUAACAGUGAUAGGCCACGUCCAUGACGGGGGUAGCGGCUGGCAAAGAGGAGGCCGCUGUUGAGACACUUGAAGCUGCAGCAGCCUUGGCAGCCGUAGACCCCGACGUCGUACAGGAUGUACUCGAAGUAGCCGUGCAGCUGGUCUUUCAACUUGGUGGCCGCCCGCUUGUCGAACACCUCCUGCAGGCACAGGAAGUCCAGGUUGGCGGGGAAGAAGGCUGAGACCUCAUGGUCAAAGGCCUCGUCCGGGUGCCGCCUCUUGCGUGCGGCCGCCUUCUUCACCACCGAGGCCUUGUACAGGAGCUUGCUGUUGGCACCCGGCUCCCCGUUGCCGCCGUCCGGCCCGGCUCGCGCCUUCACCAGGGACUCCCUGGAGGCUGAGGGGCUGCCCAGGCUCCCCGAGUCCCCGUCCCGCUGAUUGUGGUUGGGUGUCUGGCCCCUCGGGCCCCCGCCAGCCCCGUUCCUGGCCUGGCUCCCAGGGGCAGGGUCGUCGCCUUCAGGUGGCCGGCCCCCAUCCUCGCCACCGCCACCGAUGCGCACAAUGCAGGCGUCCUCAAGGCCGCAGCCAUCAGCUGGCUCCCCGGAGGCCGGGCCGUUGGCAGCCUCGUCACCGGGGUGCCGCCCGCCAUCACCCUUGUAUUCCACAGAGGCUGUCCUCUUGAUGGUCGCGGGGACGGCCCUGGCCACGCCAUCUCCGCCCUGCGGAGACACCAGGCUGCUGAAGCUGGCCGCGCUGAUGGAGGUGUUGGUGGGCGAGUCGAUGUAGAUUUUGAUCUGGGGCCGGGCGGCCCCGUUGCGGAUUCUCUGCCCGAUCUCUUUGGCCCGUGCUUGGGUGUUAAAAAGGUUGUUGUACCUGG
Molecule: messenger RNA, 8807 nt
Organism: Lemur catta (Ring-tailed lemur)
Lineage: Eukaryota; Metazoa; Chordata; Mammalia; Primates; Lemuridae
Gene: PRMT7
Product: protein arginine methyltransferase 7
Exons: 25
Coding region: 170-2248 (692 amino acids)
Biological process (GO): peptidyl-arginine methylation
Molecular function (GO): protein-arginine omega-N monomethyltransferase activity
Source: RefSeq, a predicted model, not a curated record